Molecule: messenger RNA, 1237 nt
Organism: Eublepharis macularius
Lineage: Eukaryota; Metazoa; Chordata; Lepidosauria; Squamata; Eublepharidae
Product: BOLA class I histocompatibility antigen, alpha chain BL3-7-like
Exons: 5
Coding region: 242-1237 (331 amino acids)
Biological process (GO): immune response
Cellular component (GO): external side of plasma membrane
Source: RefSeq, a predicted model, not a curated record
UCCCGACCCGAGUCCCGGGCCAACUUUCUCUUUCCCUUCCCGGCUCUCAGGCUGCCGGCCGCUCAUCUGCCCAGCGACCGGUGAUGGUCAAGUGGAGUCUUUUUCUUAUUGGAGGAAUAUCCCCCCUCGGCCAAUCCCGGCUCUCGCCGGCGCUCCUUCCCCGGGACUCGCCCAGCUCCGCGCCGAGCGAGUUGCUUGUCCGGCGAGCGCAGAAGCGGAUUUAGCGCGGUGGGGCUCGAACAUGACUUCGCUCCUCUUCCUCGUGGGGGGACUCGCCCUCCUGCUGGUGGGGGGCUCCGGUUCCUCCUCCUCACACUCCAUGCGGAAUUUCUACUCUGCUGUGUCUGAGCCCAGCCAGGGGCUGCCCCAGUUCAUCGCUGUGGGCUACGUGGAUGACCAGCCCAUCGCUCGCUAUGACAGCAACACCAAGAGGAAGGUGCCCGUAGUGCCCUGGAUGAGGAAGGUGGAGCAGGAUGACCCCCUGUACUGGCAGAGAUACAGCCAGGUCUUGCAGGGCUGGGAGCAGCAGUUCAGAGUGGAUCUGAGGACGCUGAGGGGCCGCUACAACCAGAACAGCAGCACAGGGCUCCACACCUGGCAGUGGAUGUACGGCUGCGAGGUGGGGCCGGACGGGCGGCCCAGAGGGGGGUACUGGCAGUUUGGCUACGAUGGGGAGGACUUCCUGACCCUCGACAAGGAGACUCUCACUUGGACAGCUCGUGUGCCUCAGGCCCUCAUCACCAAGGAGAGGUGGGAUAAAGGGCCUGAAGCCCAGCGCUUCACAGCCUACACCAAGGAGGAAUGUGCGGAGUGGUUGCGGAGGUACCUGGACUAUGGGAAUGAGACCCUGCGGAGGACAGAGCGCCCGACAGUGAAGGUGGCACGCAAGGAGCGCAGUGAUGGCCAGGAGACCCUCGUCUGCCAGGCCCACGGCUUCUACCCCAAGGAGAUUGACAUCACCUGGACGAAGGACGGGGAGGACCAGUGGCAGGACACCUUCCAUGGGGGUGUUGCCCCCAACUCAGACGGGACUUAUACUAAAUACGUCAGCAUUGAGGUGGAACCUAAUGAGAGAGGCCACUACCGCUGCCGGGUGGGACACAACAGUGUGCUGGAGACCCUGGAUUUGGCCUGGGAGGAGCCAGCAUCCAACGUGGGACUUAUUGUGGGAAUCCUUGUGGGGGUCCUGGCUGCCAUCGCGGUGGUGGCAGGAGUUGUCUACUGCAUGAGUAAGUAA